Molecule: messenger RNA, 603 nt
Organism: Galendromus occidentalis (western predatory mite)
Lineage: Eukaryota; Metazoa; Arthropoda; Arachnida; Mesostigmata; Phytoseiidae
Product: peptidyl-prolyl cis-trans isomerase sig-7-like
Exons: 3
Biological process (GO): protein peptidyl-prolyl isomerization
Cellular component (GO): nucleus
Molecular function (GO): peptidyl-prolyl cis-trans isomerase activity
Source: RefSeq, a predicted model, not a curated record
GAUCAUUCGGACUGGCGGUUCGAUAGGUGGCUCGUUUUAAUCCAGAACUCAUUUCUCGGCUACAAUCGCUCUGCCAUGUCUGUGGUGAUUGAAACAACCAUGGGGGACUUCACGGUCGAUCUCUUCGUUGAGGAGAGGCCGCGAACUUGUAUGAAUUUUCUGAAACUUUGUAAAUUGAAGUAUUACAAUCUACAACUUUUUUUCAAGGUGACACCGAACUUCGUUUGCCAAGCGGGAGACCCCACUCUGAGCGGAAGGGGCGGGAGCUCCAUGUUCAGUCAUCUUUAUGGAGAGCAAGCGCGGUAUUUCGAAGCGGAAAGCCAGCCCCGAUUGAAACAUCUGAAGCUGGGAACGCUAUCGAUGGUCAACAACGGUGAAGGGAUGUUGGGCUCUCAAUUUCUCAUAACUUUGAGCGACAACCUCGACUACUUAGAUGAGCAGGGACAUUGUGUCUUCGGAGAGGUUGUUGAAGGCAUGGAGUUCCUCGAGAGAAUCAACGAGGUCAUUUGUGACAAAGACGAGAGACCUAUGCAAGACAUCUUGAUUUCGCACACUGUGAUCCUGGACGAUCCUUUCGCAGAGCCUGAGAACUUGGAAUAUCCG